Messenger RNA from Protobothrops mucrosquamatus (brown spotted pit viper), 620 nucleotides. Its product is annotated as fatty-acid amide hydrolase 1-like. The record is from RefSeq and is a predicted model, not a curated record. Bases 117 to 620 code for a protein of 167 amino acids. NCBI's taxonomy places the organism in Eukaryota, Metazoa, Chordata, Lepidosauria, Squamata, Viperidae. Gene Ontology annotation, biological process: fatty acid catabolic process. The transcript has 6 exons. Gene Ontology annotation, molecular function: amidase activity; fatty acid amide hydrolase activity.
GCGAACCCGUAGAUCCAAAUCUAAAGAGUACCCUGCUGAUACUAAAAUUACCUUAUUGGAUACGAAGAUUCCUAGCCUGGAUUAUCAGCCCAAUAGCUAUUCGUCGGUCAAUAACUAUGAGCAACCUGUAUGAAAGGUCUGUAAAAGAACUCUGGAAAGACCACACGGAAAUUGAGGAAUACUGCAGAAAAUUCACUGAAGAAUGGAAACAACUGGAACUGGAUGUACUGCUUUGUCCUACUAUGGGUCCUGCUUUUAAGAGUGGGUCUUCUGGAAGUCUACCAGAGGUCAUUAGUAAUUACAUAUUAUAUAACUUCUUGGACUUCCCUGCUGGGGUGGUACCAGUUACAACAGUGACAAAGGAGGACGAAGAGGAGCUAAAGAAUUUCAAAGGACACUACAAUGAUUUGGGGGACAAACUCUUUGCAAAGGCAGUGAAAGAAUCUGUGGGGCUCCCUGUGGCUGUCCAGUGUGUGGCUCUGCCCUGGCAAGAAGAGCUCUGUCUCCGGCUCAUGAAAGAAGUGGAGAAGCUAACCGGGGAAAAAUCAAGGAAACAAUNAACAAUAAUUAUAGGGUUAAGCUUCACACACUUUUCAUUAAAAUGUUCAGUGCCAUUCUAA